Molecule: messenger RNA, 1605 nt
Organism: Caenorhabditis remanei
Lineage: Eukaryota; Metazoa; Nematoda; Chromadorea; Rhabditida; Rhabditidae
Exons: 10
Coding region: 1-1605 (534 amino acids)
Biological process (GO): GTP biosynthetic process
Cellular component (GO): cytoplasm
Molecular function (GO): IMP dehydrogenase activity
Source: RefSeq, a predicted model, not a curated record
AUGGUUCGCCCGGAAGAAUUCAAUAGCUUGGAGCUCGACAAUUCUCUCACCGACGGAGAAACUGUUCACGAAAUGAUGGCUCACAAAGCAGGACUGACCUACAAUGACUUCAACAUUCUUCCUGGAUUCAUCAACUUCGGAGUACACGACGUUUGUUUGGAGACCAAUAUCACGAAAGAUUUGAAAAUCAAAGCUCCACUUGUUUCCUCUCCAAUGGACACUGUUACGGAGAGUGGAAUGGCUAUUGCUAUGGCUCUCUACGGAGGAAUCGGUAUUAUCCAUGGAAACUUCCCAAAACCAGAAGAUCAAGCAGCUGAAGUUUUGAAAGUGAAGAGAUUCAAGCAAGGAUAUGUAAUGCAACCACAUUGUCUCAGUCGUGAUUCAACAGCUUUUGACAUGAUUCAAAUCAAGAAGAAGUAUGGAUACACUGGAGCACCAGUUACCGAAGAUGGUCGUGUUGGUAGUAAACUUAUUGGAAUGGUCACUUCGCGUGAUUUCGAUUUCAUUACAAUGGAUGUUGCCGGCCAGAAAGGUACCCCGAUUUCCGACACGAACGAUGUGACGCCGACCACACCAAUCACAAAGAUUAUGGUCGCAGUCGACCAGCUUCAUUUGGGACACAUCAAUGAUGCUCCGGAGCUUUCUCAAAAGAAACUCAAAGAACACAGACUCGGAAAACUGCCAAUUGUCAAUGACAACGGAGAGCUUUGCGCUCUUCUCUGCAGAUCUGAUUUGCUGAAGGCUCGUGAUUACCCGAUGGCUUCAUAUGACUCGAAGGGUCAAUUGCUUUGCGGAGCUGCUGUCAACACUCGUGGAGAAUCUCAAUACACUGUUGAUCGUAUUGUUGAGGCUGGAGCUGAUGUUCUCGUCAUUGAUUCUUCGAAUGGAUCGUCCACAUAUCAAAUUUCCAUGCUCCGUUACAUCAAGGAAAAGCAUCCACAUGUGCAAGUAAUUGCUGGAAACGUUGUUACUCGUGCUCAGGCUAAAAUGCUCAUUGAUCAAGGAGCCGAUGGUCUUCGCAUUGGAAUGGGAAGUGGAUCGAUUUGCAUCACUCAGGAUGUGAUGGCUGUUGGACGUGCUCAAGGAACUGCUGUUUACGACGUUGCUCGUUACGCCAAUCAACGUGGAAUUCCAAUUGUUGCCGAUGGAGGAAUCCGCGAUGUUGGAUACAUUACAAAGGCAAUCUCUCUUGGAGCAUCGGCUGUAAUGAUGGGUGGACUCCUUGCCGCUACCACUGAGGCACCAGGAGAGUAUUUUUGGGGUCCAGGGGGAGUGAGAGUGAAGAAGUACAGAGGAAUGGGAUCUUUGGACGCAAUGGAAGCUCAUGCUUCCAGCCAAGAUCGCUAUUUCACUGCUGAGUCUGAUCAAAUAAAAGUCGCCCAAGGAGUAUCGGCUACAAUGAAAGAUCGUGGAUCAUGCCACAAGUUCAUCCCAUAUCUUAUUCGUGGAGUUCAACACGGAAUGCAAGAUAUCGGAGUGCGCUCUCUUCGCGAGUUCCGUGAGAAAGUUGACGGAGGAAUCGUCAAGUUUGAGAGACGUUCUACGAACGCCCAGUUGGAAGGCGGUGUUCAUUCAUUGCACUCGUUCGAAAAGCGUCUCUACUAA